Molecule: messenger RNA, 3638 nt
Organism: Magnolia sinica
Lineage: Eukaryota; Viridiplantae; Streptophyta; Magnoliopsida; Magnoliales; Magnoliaceae
Product: subtilisin-like protease SBT2.5
Exons: 12
Coding region: 565-3024 (819 amino acids)
Biological process (GO): proteolysis
Molecular function (GO): serine-type endopeptidase activity
Source: RefSeq, a predicted model, not a curated record
UUGUCGGAAGACGCGAUACCAUCUGAAACCCUAGACCUCUGCAAAUCACGUCUCUCACCCUCAGUGGCAGAACCGUAAAUACCACCUCCCGAGAUCCUUUCCUUCUAUAAAACCCCACCCUUUCUUCUACAUUUUUUUCUGGAAAAUCUACUGCUCUGAUACUUCAGUGGCAGUAGCGUAAAUAUCACCUCCUCCGAUUCCUUCCUUCGAUCUCACUCUUACCCGUAAAAGCCGUGGAUUCUCCCUCUUUUCUGCAAUUACAGCUGAUUUAAUGGAGGAAACGUAGUUGCGGAAGCUCCUUCGGUCUUCUUCUUGCAUUGCAUUGAUACGGGUCCCAGCUCUUUCCCGCUUCCUGCAGUUUCAGAUGCUUUCGUGGCGGUGAUGUGAAAGAACCGCAACGUUAAAAUCCAGUAAAAACACUCAGAUUUCUCUCGAUUUACGGCGGUCUCAGAUCCUUCGUGGUGGAACCUUUCGAUCGAAGCUUUGGCAACUUAUUUCUCUCGUUAUGUGUUGGAGAAUCCAAAGUGACAAAUCUUGGAUAUUACUGAAGUAGCCAUCGGAACCAUGAGAAUGAUGGUGAAGGUUUUCUGUUUCACGGUUCUGGCGUUUUUAGGGGUUCUGAUAUCUGGAAAUGGGGAUAUUUACAUUGUUACCAUGCAAGGAGAGCCUGUGGUGAGAUACAGAGGUGGCAUUGACGGGUAUGCUGCCACCUUCUCUGAUUCAGAAGAAAAGAUUGAUUUUACCAGCGAAUCAGUAAUAUCCUAUUCCCAUCACCUUGAGAAACAACAUGAUGCUUUUCUUGAAGCUCUGUUUGAAAAAGGAACCUACAAGAAGCUCUACAGCUAUCGCUAUCUUAUCAACGGAUUUGCCAUACAUACGUCCCCAGAACAGGCAGAAGCCCUUAGAAGCAUCCCCAGGGUGAAACAUGUGGAGAAAGAUAUGAAGGUCAAGAGACUAACAACACACACACCGCAAUUUUUGGGGCUUCCCACAGGAGUGUGGCCAACGGGUGGUGGCUUUGACAGGGCAGGAGAAGACAUUGUGAUUGGUUUUGUGGACUCAGGAAUAUACCCGCAACACCCGAGCUUCUCAACCCACAAUUCUGCACCAUAUGGGCCUGUUCCUGGUUACAAAGGAAAGUGUGAAGUUGAUCCAGACACUAAGAGGGAUUUCUGUAAUGGGAAGAUAGUUGGAGCCCAACAUUUUGCAGCUGCUGCAAUUGCGGCUGGACAAUUUAAUCCAUCAGUUGAUUAUGCAUCACCUUUCGAUGGUGAUGGGCACGGAAGUCACACGGCAGCAAUUGCAGCUGGGAAUAAUGGAAUUCCUGUGAAAAUGCAUGGAUAUGAAUUUGGCAAAGCAAGUGGGAUGGCUCCUCGUGCAAGGAUUGCGGUUUACAAGGCCCUGUAUAGGCUCUUUGGAGGAUUUGUAACAGAUGUAGUGGCUGCCAUUGAGCAGGCUGUUCAAGAUGGUGUGGAUAUUCUCAAUCUCUCAGUAGGGGCAAACAGUCCACCAACAACUACCAGGACCUCCUUUUUAAACCCUUUUGAUGCCGCGCUUCUUUCGGCUGUGAAAGCAGGAGUAUUUGUUGCACAGGCAGCUGGGAAUGGAGGUCCAUUCCCGAAAACCUUGGUCUCUUACAGUCCAUGGAUAGCAACUGUUGCUGCUGCAGUCGAUGAUCGCAGAUACAAGAACCAUAUAACCUUGGGAAAUGGGAAAAUCUUACCUGGGAUUGGCUUGGCACCAUCAACACAUUCAAAUCGAACAUUCAACCUGGUUGCAGCAAGUGACAUAAUGCUGGAUUCCUCCGAUGUGAAAUACAGCCCUUACGAUUGCCAGACGCCGGAAGUUCUAAACAAGAAUAAGGUGGAGGGAAACAUUCUCCUUUGUGGGUAUUCCUUCAAUUUCAUCGUGGGCAGUGCAUCAAUGAAGAGAGUCUCCGAAACAGCUAAAAGUCUGGGUGCAGUUGGCUUUGUUCUUGCUGUGGAGAAUGCUUCCCCUGGAACGAAAUUCGAUCCCGUUCCUGUUGGUAUUCCUGGGAUUCUCAUUACAGACGUCAGCAAAUCACUGGAACUUAUAGAUUAUUACAACAGCUCAACUACAAGAGAUUGGGCUGGGCGGGUGACAGGUUUCAAAGCAACAGGAAGCAUUGGUGAUGGUUUGACACCUGUUCUCCAUAGGUCAGCACCCCAGGUAGCCUUAUUUUCUUCCCGAGGACCUGAUAUAAAAGAUUUCAGCUAUCAAGAUGCUGACAUCCUCAAACCAGACAUUCUCGCUCCCGGUUCUCUUAUUUGGGCAGCCUGGGCACCAAAUGGAACAGAUGAGGCCAACUACAUAGGUGAAGGAUUUGCUAUGAUAUCAGGAACUAGCAUGGCAGCACCACAUAUAUCAGGGAUCGCGGCCCUUAUAAAGCAGAAGCACCCUAAUUGGAGCCCAGCUGCCAUCAAAUCAGCUUUGAUGACAACUGCAUCAACGUUAGAUCGUGCAGGCCAGCCACUUCAGGCUCAGCAAUAUUCUGGAACAGAAACAAUGAAAUUUGUAAAGGGUACACCGUUUGAUUAUGGGAGUGGGGCUGUCAAUCCAAGGGCUGCGCUUGAUCCCGGACUCAUCUUUGAUGCAGGUUAUGAAGAUUAUAUCAGUUUCCUGUGUUCAACACCCGGCAUUGAUCACCACGAAAUCUCUAACUUCACAAACUCGGCCUGCAACUCUAGCAGCAGCCACCCGGCCAAUCUCAACAGCCCGUCGAUUGCCGUCUCUCGCCUGGUGGGAACCCAGACCAUAACACGCACGGUAACAAAUGUUGCCGAGACAGAGACCUAUGUCAUCACGACCAGGAUGUCGCCUGAGAUUGCAUUAGAGGUCAACCCUCCAGCGAUGACACUCCGAUCUGGCGCCUCCCAGAAAUUCUCUGCAAUCCUCACUGCCAGAUCAGUGACCGGGACCUACAGCUUCGGUGAGAUUCUGAUGAAAGGCAGCAGAGGGCACAAGGUGAGAAUUCCUGUGGUGGCUAUGGGUUACAGUAGUUAGGUAAUAUAUGGCCGCAGCGGCCAUUUUGCGGAGGUUUCUCUAUCUUCAUCUCAUAUGGGUUAUUGUGAUAUUCUUUGUAGCCUGGUUAAUAAAAAAAAAGAACCAUAUAAAGAUAAAGAGGAAGUAUACAAUGAUGGGGCCGAUCGACUGUACUGUUCCAUGUGGCUUUUCAGGUUUGUACAGGUGGGGCCCAUUGGUUAGUGAUCCAAGCUGUUCAGAUUAUGGGCCCCACUGUUAAUGUUCCAUGCACCAAAAAUGUCCCUUAACCUUUCAAUAGGGCAACAGAGAAAUUGUUAAGAAACGAAGAAAAUAUAGUAACAGUCCUGUUCAAUUAAUAAAAGGCCAAAUAUUCUACGGCUAGGAUCUUCCAUUGGCUCAUCGGCCACAAUGGUAUAAACUCCAAGACAUCAAUGUCUUGGAUCGCGAAACCAUGGCCCCCACAUGUACAAGCUGAAAGCCCCUGAACCCGCAGUACAAUUGCUCAUCCCGAGCAUUGUGUAAUUUACCUGAUGAAGAUAUAUGUAUGAAAUGAUGUAUAGAGAGAGUAUCUAUAUAUGUGAGAGAGGAAGGAGACUGCCCGUUUCCACUGAUAUAUAAGGUUUUGCUUAUGUGAA